Solenopsis invicta (red fire ant) is the source of this 4603-nucleotide messenger RNA. RefSeq lists its product as uncharacterized. The record is from RefSeq and is a predicted model, not a curated record. Lineage: Eukaryota; Metazoa; Arthropoda; Insecta; Hymenoptera; Formicidae. The transcript has 5 exons. Bases 1393 to 2427 code for a protein of 344 amino acids.
ACGUCUAGUACAAAAUCGAGAGAGCGAAACUUGUAAUAUACGGAGCGGACGAAUAUAAUAUUGCACGACGCUGCGUGGAGAAACGCGCGAUUCAACAUCGCUGUUCUCUACGUGCGUGUAUGCUUAACAACGUAUAGUCGUGUGUGUGCCUUCGUGCGCGAGUACCGCAGUGAGUGCACGAAAUUGGUCUGAAUCCGCGACGAGAGACACGCACGCGAGCGCAGGAGAAGACGAAGAGUAGUAGUCACGUUGAUACGCUUAUUGUCAGGCAGGACUGGGAGCGAGCCGCGGUUCUGCGUGUGAGAAAGAGAGGAGAGGCGCGUUGCUGUUCGUGUGGAGAAAGGAGCCACUCCGUAGAAUCUCCUCGCACUCCCCUCCGACACAUACUGCACAAGGUGUCGAAGGCACGUCGCCGCGUGUGUUCGACCGAAUUUCGCGGCCCCUUGAGCGCAAGCGAGACGAAUGCGCGACAAGUGAGGGAGAGUGAGCGAGAGAGAGAGAAAAAAAAGAGAGGUAGGCGCACAAAAGAGAUAUAUAGGCGCGAUCAAAGGCGAUAGACAAGGACACCCUGGCAGCGUGAAAAGGGGCGACACAGAGGCGAGGGCGUGGAAGGGAGACGGAAAAAGCAGCGAUCGAGUGGGAGAGAUAGCGACGAUUCGAGGAGGAUCGUCAGGAAGAGAGAGAGAGAGAGAAAGAGAGAGAGUGCGCGACGAACAUAUUCCUGUGUGGCGAGCGUGCUAGAGUAGAGCGACGUGAGGGGAUAGCGGAGACGACGGAGCACGGCAUUUUGUGGUGGGAGCGAGGCGCAGUCAGGAGAGGAGGGAGAGAUAGAGGCGCAACCCGAGCAGUGCUGCCGCCUAUUGGCAACGUCGCGUCGCGGCCUCCCCACCCGGGCCAGUGUCGAGCGAGGUCCGAUCGAGAGUUCUCUUACGACAGUGUGAUUUUCUCUCGAAGAGUCGUGCGCGCAGUGCAGUUGGAAACGGUUCGUUUUUAUACACCCGAGGACGUUCGCCGGAUCUCUCCGGACGCGCGCGGGAGAGGGAGGAAAAGGAAGAAGGGGAAGCAGAUCCUGUAAAAAAAAAGAAAAUUGUAGAGAGAGAGAGAGUCCCGUAACGCGUUCUCCCACCACCGUCAUCGAUUUCCCACGCGACGCGCUUACUCGCGCCGCACUGGUGAGGGAAUUCGCGAGGGUGAAGUAGGAUUCCUCGGCAAAGAGCAGACGAGACGCGGCAACGCCGCCCGUGGCAGCGGCGGAGGCGGCGGUGGUAACCAGCAGCCAGCGGCGCGGCGGCAGCAGCAACGGGAACGGCGGACUCGCUUUACAGAACAGCGGCAGUAGGCGGCGCUGGUGCUGCGCUCCGACGGCCGUCGAUCGAGGCCCGCGUUAUCGCAAUGGCUUCCGUGAAAGACACAGCGACUUUCUUCGCGGAGGGCACCGCAACACAGUUCGAUCAUGUUCUCAAACUUUAUCCGCAAGCGUUGCGCCUCAAGGCUGAUCGCAAAUCGAAAAAGCCCGAGGAGCUGAUCAAACUAGACAAUUGGGAUCAGAAUGAGCUUCCGAAGAAGAUCAAAUCACGCGGCAAGGAUGCGCAUCUCAAUCACGAGGAGCUAGUGCAGACCAUGAAAUGGAAGCAAAUACGCGGCAAGUUCUACCCACAGUUAUCCUACCUGGUGAAGGUGAACACUCCGCGUGCCGUGAUGGCAGAGACGAAGAAAGCGUUCAAGAAGCUCCCGAAUCUUGAGCAGGCGAUCACGGCGCUAUCGAAUCUGAAGGGCGUCGGUACCACGAUGGCGUCGGCCCUACUCGCUGCGGCAUCGCCGGAGAACGCGCCCUUCAUGGCGGACGAGUGCCUGAUGGCGAUACCGGAGAUCGAGGGUAUCGAUUACACCACUAAGGAAUACUUAAACUUCGUCCAGCACAUUCAGAACACCGUUGAGAGGCUGAACAAACAGACGUCAAAUGGCAAGACAUGGAGUCCUCAUAGAGUCGAACUGGCGCUGUGGACGCACUACGUGGCGUCUGAACUGAAACCGGAGCUGCUCGAUGGCAUCCCAGGCUCGACGGAGAACGGCAACUCGCACGGCGCCAGUAACGGCGAAGCGACAGAGCCAUCGGACGAUAGUAAUCAGGAGACGGUGGCGAAUGGCAAAGACACGCCGGCGGCGCUUGAUCCGGCAGCGAUCGACGAGAACAGCACGACGACGUCUUUCACCGAGGACUCGUUGGACAAACCGGCGACGCCAAUCACCGCCGGCGAUCAUCCCAUCGUGGGCGAUCAUCCUAGCGAGGACACAAACGAUUCCCUCAUUACCAACGACAGCAGCAACAACGCGACGCCACGACCUACCGAUAGCGAAGAUACCGAGGAGGACUCGCAGGACGCGCAAGACACGCAGGAGCCGCCCACCAAGAAGAACAAGAAGUGACCCGAUCGGCUCGGUGACGCGACGAGCAACAACGUCAGCACUUUCGUACCCGCCAGAAGUCUGUCGAUCAUCGCGGCACCGCGUCGUCGAUUCUGAAUCGAACGGAUGAUGGACCGACGAACGUAAGGACGACGGACGGACGGACGGACAAACGAACGGAUGGACGGACGGAUAGGUAGUAUAGAGAUGGAUGCACGGACGGACGGACGGACGCGAAUGAAUGGAUGAGAAUUAUUGUAUUGCGCGAUUGCUUGGACGGAGCACAGCCGGCUCGCUUCAUCCUCGACUCUUGCGGAAAAGGAGAGGGAAGGAGCGAGGAAAAAAGAAAGAAGCGGAUUCGCAGGAUCCCGCUGAUUCCGAAAUGAAUCUUGAGAGCCUCGAAUCCUCUCGUAUUCCGUUUCUCUCCCCUUUCGUAUCCCUUCCGCAUCUCGCCCACGGUCUCAUUAUAUAUCGUUUCUUUAUGCUCCUCCCGUGUUCUGCUAACGAUUUUUACCGAGUGACCGACGAGUCCGCACGAUCUUCGUCAACGUCAGACGAUACAGUUGGAUCCUCGCCGUUAUUGUUGUUGUUCGGACAAUCUCGCGCGCGUUCACGAAACGUCAAUAAAAGUUUUGCACCACCUUUUGAUUAUGGAUCUCCUGUAUAAAAUAUAUGUUGGAGCGGACGAGGAAACGUGAAAGCAUAUACUCAGUGUUAUUAGAAAUAAAGAACCUUUCAUGAAUCUAAUGAUAAGCCUUUGUAUCCCUGGCACUCUUGAAGGGUUUCUACUUGCCUUUUUUUUUAUUCAUUUCUUCGAUCGAUGUGUCUGAAGCGUCUCACAUUUGUACAACACUAUAAAUUUUUGUUUUCGAAUUAUGAACUUUGGAUUUUUAUAAUUUUAGAAAAUUAAAGACUUGAGCGGAAGCUUUCGGAUUUCAUUUUUUUUUUUAUUGGUAAUUUACUUGAAAUUAUGUGUUUCAUAAAAUUGAACUGGUUUUGCCAAUAAUUUUUCUUUCUUUUUUUCCAAUUAUUUAUGUUGCAUGGAUCGAAUUGUCAAAUCUUCGAAUACUCGAACUCGCCACUUCUUCCACGGCUCCUCGAUUGCCGCUCUUCAAUGCAAACACAACUGAAACUGCCGUUCUACAAACAAGAAGAUGAUGCAAAACUUUCUUGAUAACACAUCCUUUUCGUCCAUUUUUCAAUCCACCAAUUCCCAUUCGCUCGACGUCACAUGUCGUAAAUAACUAAGAGAGACUUUCUCAUGACAUUCUAUUUAACAUCGUUGGACUUUUUUUUUAUCAAGAGUUUCCACAAAAUAUUCGCCACACUUAUUUUAUUUAUCCCUCUCCUCACCCCCGAGGUCAAUUAUCCGAUAGAUCUCGCGAGCGAAUAUAAAGCGAUGUUGCAUGUUUACGCAUAAAUGGCCGUGAACUUUAUGAAUAGAACGCGUAAAACCGUGACUUCGUACGCGAUGUUUAUAUGCAAAUGCAUAUGCAAUAAGAAACAGAGAUAUACCUUUUUUAUUUUCCAUCCACUGCGAGGCUGCAUAAAAUGCGACACCGAAAGGAUUUUUAUGCGUGUAAAUGUUCAGCAUCGGCACGAAGCUUCGCGAGUCCCCUCAGAAGAUCUGAGUUCCUUGUAUCCUAAACACUUUAAAGAAGGCAGCUUUCAGUUUUCCCUUAAUGUGUUAGAAAAUGUUCGCGACAAUUAAAUUUCCGUAUCCCUAAAUCCCUGCAAUCCUUUAGAAGAACCUGCGACUAUUGCAGGACCGUGGAAUAUUUUCAGGACGCGUGCGUUAUUUUCAGUUCGUCGAUAAUCGAUCACGCCUCACUUUUACGCAACGUGAAUCAAUACACGGCGGAGUUCUCGAAUCAUUCCUUCGGAAGCAACAAUUAUUGUUAAAAGAAGAAAAAGAGAGAGAAAGAUGUAUGUAAGGAGAGGAGGAAGAAGAGAGCAAAGCACUCCGUGAGUAGCAAAAAAGAAAUGGCAGAGGAAAUACUGGACACAAUGAUAAUAUUAAUAUUAAUAAUAAUGAUAAAUAAUUAUUAUAAUUAUAAUUAUUAUAUAAUACCGAAUCAUUACCAUAAUUUAUAUACCUAAUGAGAAAACUGCAUGUCAGAGUGAUGCAUGGAGCAAACCAAAUACCUUGUAAGUAAAAAAAAAACUUUAGAAAGAAAUAAAAGUAAUGCUUUCAGUC